Leopardus geoffroyi (Geoffroy's cat) is the source of this 4690-nucleotide messenger RNA. It is a transcript of the gene PLEKHM2, whose product is annotated as pleckstrin homology and RUN domain containing M2. The transcript has 20 exons. Bases 16 to 3747 code for a protein of 1243 amino acids. Gene Ontology annotation, molecular function: kinesin binding. Gene Ontology annotation, biological process: regulation of protein localization; Golgi organization; lysosome localization. NCBI's taxonomy places the organism in Eukaryota, Metazoa, Chordata, Mammalia, Carnivora, Felidae. The record is from RefSeq and is a predicted model, not a curated record. Gene Ontology annotation, cellular component: endosome membrane.
UGGGCUGAGGGAGGGAUGUCGCUGGCCGGCGGGGGCGGCUUGCCCGGAUCCCCGAGGUCUGUGGGGGGCUCCGCGGGCCCCGGCCGGAGGGGGUGGAGGGGCUCGGGGUCGCUGGGGAGGGCCGGGAGACCUGGGUCCGUGGGCCGGCAAGGGCAGGGCGGGGGGCCCAAGGUCUGCGGGGACCCGGGGGUCCCCGGGGUUAAGGGGCUCCCGCGGACUCUGGCCCGAGGGGCUGUGAGCCGACAAGGGCUGGGGCGCGGGGGCCCGGGGUCUGCGGGGGUCCCGGGCGACCCCGGCCGGAAGGGCUGCGGGCCCGGGGACGGGGACGCGGGGUCCGGCGGGUCUCCGGGCGCGGGCGCCCCAGCCCGACCGCCGGCCUUGGCGCCGCCCCGCCUGACAUCAGUUCCUGCCGCCGCCGCCGCCGCCGCCGCCGCCGCCGCCGCGCACAGCCCGCGGCCUCUUCCCCGCCGGCCGCGCUCCAGAGCCGCCUGGCCGCGGCGGAGCGAGGGGCCGGGCGAGGCGAGGGCCGGGCGGCGGGCGCCGGGCCCCGCGGCCGGCACGACGGAGCCCCCGCACGGCCGGCGGCAGCGGUUGGCGGCGGCCCCGGGCCCCCGGCGCGGGAAGCGGCGACGGCGGGGCGGCGGCGGCGGCGGCGGCGGCGGCGCCAUGGAGCCGCGGGAGGUGAAGGACCGGAUCCUGGAGAACAUCUCGCUGUCGGUGAAGAAGUUGCAGAGCUACUUUGCCGCCUGCGAGGAUGAGACGCCUGCCAUCCGGAACCACGACAAGGUCCUGCAGCGCCUGUGCGAGCACUUGGACCACGCCCUGCUGUAUGGACUGCAAGACCUCUCAUCUGGCUACUGGGUGCUCGUGGUGCAUUUCACCCGGAGAGAGGCCAUCAGACAGAUCGAGGUGCUGCAGCAUGUGGCCACCAACCUGGGGCGCAGCAGGGCCUGGCUGUACCUGGCGCUCAACGAGAACUCUCUGGAGAGCUACCUGCGGCUGUUCCAGGAGAACCUGGGUCUGCUGCACAAAUACUACGUCAAGAAUGCCCUGGUCUGCAGCCACGAUCACCUGACUCUCUUCCUGACCUUGGUGUCUGGGCUGGAGUUCAUUCGAUUCGACUUGGAUCUGGACGCCCCUUACUUGGACUUGGCCCCCUACAUGCCUGACUACUACAAACCUCAGUACCUGCUGGACUUCGAAGACCGCCUCCCCAGCUCUGUGCAAGGUUCGGACAGCCUGUCCCUCAACUCCUUCAACUCCGUCACCUCCACCAACCUGGAGUGGGAUGACAGCGCCAUUGCCCCAUCCAGCGAGGAUUAUGAUUUUGGAGAUGUGUUUCCAGCAGUGCCGUCUGUACCCAGCACAGACUGGGAAGAUGGAGACCUCACAGACACUGUCAGCGGGCCCCGCUCUACCGCCUCGGACCCGACCAGCAGCAAGGCUUCCACCAAGAGUCCCACCCAGCGCCACAACCCUUUCAGUGAGGACCAGGCAGAGACCGUGUCCUCCUCUGACACCACCCCAGUGCACACCACGUCCCAGGAGAAGGGGGAAUCCCGCACUCUUGACCUGCCAGACGCCUGCACGGAGCUGGAGGUCAUCAGGGUCACCAAGAAGAAGAAAACCGGCAAGAAGAAGAAGACCAGAUCGGAUGAGGAAGCUGGUCCGCUUCACCCCUCCUCCAGCCAGGACAGCUGUGCCAGGCGGGGCGAUGGUGACAGCCUCGUCAGCAGCCCAGGCCUUGGGCGGGCCUCACCGGACGCUACCUUCACUUCCCCCCAGGAGGAGGGAGAGGGGCCCAGCGGCACAGCCGAGAGCAGCGAGCUCCCGGAGCCGGGCCAGAUGGGUCUGCUCAUCCCCGAAAUGAAGGACACCUCCAUGGAGCGCUUGGGGCAGCCCCUGAGUAAGGUCAUUGACCAGCUCAACGGGCAGCUGGACCCCAGCGCCUGGCGCUCCCACGUCCAGUCCCCAGACCAGUCCUUUCGGACCGGCUCUCCCGGGGAUGCCCCGGAGAAGCCGCCAUUUUGCGACUUUAGUGAGGGGCUUCCAGCCCCAAUGGACUUCUACCGCUUUACCGUCGAGAGUCCAAGCACUCUUACAUCAAGUGGCAGCAACCAUGACCCUGCAGGGCCUGGCCAACCGCUGCAUGUUCCUGGUGGCCCUGCGACUGCUGGCCAAGAAGAGGGAGGAGGAAGAAGAGAGGGACAGGCACCUGGGCCCCUAGAGGACACCCCGGGGGAGGCCCGGGAGCCAGAGACCCGGGGACUGGAGACGCAGUUGCCCCCUGCGGGUGACGGACCUGUGCCCGAAGCAGAGCCCGGGACCCACGAGGCUCUCUGCCAGCUCAAGCGAGACCAGCCCAGCCCGUGUCUGAGCAGCGCUGAGGACUCGGGGGUGGAUGAGGGGCAGGGGAGCCCUUCUGAGAUGACCCACUCGGCAGAGUUCAGGGUAGACAACAACCACUUACUCCUGCUGAUGAUCCACGUGUUUCGAGAAAACGAAGAGCAGCUCUUCAAAAUGAUCCAGAUGAGCACCGGGCACAUGGAGGGCACCCUGCAGCUGCUGUACGUGCUGCUCACAGACUGCUACGUCUACCUGCUCCGGAAAGGGGCCGCGGAGAAGCCAUACCUGGUGGAAGAGGCAGUUUCUUACAACGAACUUGACUAUGUGUUGGUGGGCCUCGACCAGCAGACGGUGAAGCUGGUGUGCACCAACCGCAGGAAGCAGUUUCUGCUGGACACAGCUGACGUGGCCCUGGCUGAGUUCUUCUUGGCUUCUUUGAAGUCCGCCAUGAUCAAAGGCUGCCGGGAGCCACCUUACCCCAGCAUCCUGACUGAUGCCACCAUGGAGAAGCUGGCACUGGCCAAAUUCGUGGCCCAGGAAUCUAAGUGUGAGGCCACCGCUGUCACCGUGCGCUUCUACGGGCUUGUGCACUGGGAGGACCCCCAGGAUGAGUCCCUGGGUCCAGUGCCCUGCCACUGCUCACCCCCUGAGGGCGCCAUCACCAAAGAAGGCAUGCUGUAUUACAAGGCGGGCACCUCCUACUUGGGCAAAGAGCACUGGAAGACUUGCUUCGUGGUCCUCAGCAACGGGAUCCUCUACCAGUAUCCUGACCGCACGGAUGUCACCCCUCUGCUCUCUGUGAACAUGGGGGGGGAGCAGUGCGGUGGCUGUCGGAGAGCCAACACCACGGAUCGGCCCCACGCCUUCCAGGUCAUCCUCGCCAACCGGCCCUGCCUGGAGCUGAGCGCGGACAGCGAGGCCGAGAUGGCCGACUGGAUGCAGCAGCUCUGCCAGGCCGUGUCCAAAGGGGUCAUUCCCCAGGGGGUGACCCCCAGCCCCUGCAUCCCCUGCUGCCUGGUGAUUACCGAUGACCGCCUCUUCACCUGCCACGAGGACUGCCAGACCAACUUCUUCCGCUCCCUGGGCACAGCCAGGCUGGCCGACAUCAGUGCCGUCUCCACGGAACCCGGCAAGGAGUACUGUGUCCUGGAGUUUUCCCAGGACAGCCAGCAGGCUCUGCCCCCCUGGGUCAUCUACUUGAGCUGCACAUCUGAACUGGACCGAUUCCUGUCUGCACUGAGCUCCGGGUGGAAAACCAUCUACCAGGUGGACCUCCCCCACAAGGCCACCCAGGAAGCCUCCAGCAAGAAGUUCGAGGAUGCCCUGAGCCUCAUCCACAGCGCCUGGCAGCGGAGCGACAGCCUGUGUCGGGGCAGAGCCUCCCGGGACCCCUGGUGCUGAGGCGGAGCUGGCCGGCCCCCCCCCCCCCCCACCCCCCGCGGGCCGAGAAAGGCGAGCGGAGCAGCACACGCAGUGGCCCGCUGGGUCAUCAUGCCGCUUGGGGCCUGGCUUCCACCCCUGUUCCACAGCCCACUCCCACCCUGGGGGACAGAACCACCGACCGGGGCCUGAGACGGGGUCUCUCCCCUCCCAGGGAUCCAGAAUGGGUGCUCCGCACACCCCUGGGCAUCCUGCCUGGCCAGUGGUGCCCGGAGAGUGCUGCUGGGGCGGAGGGUCUGAGCCCUAUGGGCUCUGUGUACACGGCACAUCCGGAUGUAUCUGCGUCUCUUCAGGACGGCAGUGAGAAUAGUAUCAGCUUUGAGGGGAGCGGAAGGACCGAGAGGGCAGCAGUCCCCUCUUCCUCUCCCGAGUGAGAGGUCUGGGCGGAGACCCGGCCAUCCUUGUUCAUUUUUGAACGUUCAGCUGGCUGUGCAGGGAGGCUGGGUACUAAGGUCUCGGUGCAUGUUUCCUCCUCGCUAUCUCCGGCCCCCAGCACACUGCUGCCUGCCUCGCCAGGGCCCACAGCCAGGGGCAGGGGCAGGGGCCAGGCCGGCCCUCCCUGGCUGCCCAGCGGCCCCGCAUGUCCACGGCCCCCUGCCCCUGUCUCUCCCCAAACCACAGCGGCUGGAGGACCCGGGAGGACCCGGGAGGACCCGGGAGGCAGGCUGUUUCCGUUUGCAGGGAGCAAAGGGGAGGGAGGAGGCUCGGAGAGGAAUGGAGCCCACCAGCCUGGCGUCCCCGUGGGUGCCUCCUGACCAUCCGCUGCUUGGCUGGAGCCGGGCCCUUCCGGAGAGUUUUAUCAAGGGCCCGCCGGGGGAAGGGGUCAGAUGGUCUGGGUUUUGUUUGUUCUUUUCUUUUUUUUUUUUUUUUUUUUUUAAAUAAAAUAGACACGUUAUAUUGCCAA